This is a messenger RNA of Marchantia polymorpha subsp. ruderalis, 2252 nucleotides long. The record is from the annotation of a GenBank genome assembly. NCBI's taxonomy places the organism in Eukaryota, Viridiplantae, Streptophyta, Marchantiopsida, Marchantiales, Marchantiaceae.
GGUCUAUACACUGCCAGUACAAGAUGUGAAACUUUGACUUCGCUCGUUGGGAUGGCGAAGAAAUGGACUCAUAAGUUAACCUAAAAUUAUGGUUCUGUCUACGUUAAUCGUGAAUUACCAGUUUUCUAGCAAAUUCGUAACGGGAAAGCGUAUUUGUAUUAAUCAUCCCAUGGACGUACAAGCAAUCAUAUACACAGCGUUAAGAAAGACACUUCAUAGCGUUAACAAAUUGGAAUUAGAAAUCGAACGCGAGCUUGCUUGACUUCUCUGUAGAGAUGGCAUUGUUAAGGUUGAUUCUGCGACACCUUGCCCUGCAAUGAAUGUGGGAGAAAAAUGAGAUUGGCCUCUGACAAGUUUCUUCCCCGAGAAUGAAUGAAUGUUGACUGGUGUUGCAGACGAAACACGAAAUGACAUCGAAAAGCGCGUUUGUACUUUUGCAAAAUUGCACUCUGUGCCAUGAUUGUGAAGACGAUUUAACAUCGCAGUCAGUCAAGGAGCAACGGAAAAGAUUUCAAGGUCUAUGAUUUCCAGCACAAUACCACGAAUUGGGAUUCCCACGCCAUCUCUCAGAUUCAAAUCGAUUCAUGAUGGUGAUUCACGCUGAAAUGUACGGCGAUCGAAGGGUGACUUGAAUCGCUUCAGAUUUGAUGUGAGUUAUUUAGAUACCAUCGGUCGACCUAGAUGGACAGUGCUUCGCCUCAACUAAUUUGGCCCGGGGCAAAUCAGCAAUUUCCCGGGGAAAAGCUGUCGGAGUUUAAAGACCGAAUUUCGAAGAAAGAAGGUUACAGACCUUGUGUUUUCUUCGUCACUGGCGACCUAUACAAAGGAGAGUGGAGCAAUAACAAGAGAGAUGGACGGGGUAUACACUUCUACAAAAGUGGAAAUCGGUACGAGGGAGAGUUUAAAAACGGGAAACGGGAAGGUCUUGGAACCUUUUGGGUCAUAGAUGGCAACAGAUAUCGUCCUACGUACAGAGGCCAUUGGAAGAAUAAUCUGUGGCAUGGGCCAGGACUUCUUUAUGGACUGUGUGGAGAAAGAUACGACGGCUACUUUGAAAAGGGCAAGAGAUCUGGACUCGGAAAGCAGAUUUACAGGCACUGGGAGUCCGAGAAAGAAGUAUAUCAUGUCUAUUACGGCGAGUGGGCAAAUGAUAAGCGGAAUGGUGUCGGUACUCUUACCUUAGUUAAUGGAAAUGUCUAUCAAGGCCACUGGAUUGAUGACUUAAAGCACGGUCUUGGAGUGUUUUACUAUAAAGAUAAGGAAUCCAAGUACGAAGGAUUAUGGAAGGAUGACGUGCCCGUGUGUGGAACAUACAGCAGAAAUGUGAGGUUUGACGAUGACGAAGAUAAGCUGCCCUUGCCUAUGUUGGAAAUGGCAAACUUCCAAAAGUUAGUUGGAGAUCUCAUAAGCGAUGCCUGGAACGCCCCGCCUCAAAGCACGCUAUGACAUCUCUCCAGAUACUGUUUGAUUCUCGUCAGAACCAAAAAGGCAUAUGCAUGGAACUCAAGGAACGUCUCAGCUUCGAUCAGACAUAUUAACUCAUGAAAACAGACAACAUUCAGCUCACUAAAUGAGUCCGUGUUGACAAUGCGGUCUACGGAGGUGAUUGUCCUAGUUAUCACACUCCAGUUAUCUAAUCCAAGGAGCCACUUUCGGAGUCGACCUGAGAUUUGAGCUUGCUGUCACCGCUCCAGGCGAAAGACAGCCAGAAGGACCAUACUCGUAUCACUUUGGAACCAAUUACGUCCAUCAAAACUGAGGGUUAACUCCGAAGAUAUGCAUUAUUUUACAGCCUCCGAUUGCCACAUCAUUCUUCAGCUACAUUUGCACCUGUAAUGUGAACCAUUACAAGGUCGGAACUCUGAUCAAAUUGUGCUCCCCGCUCUAAAUGUCUAUAGAUCAGUCGUCAUUUUCUAAGUCACAAACGAAGUAGCCUUUCCUUACUGCGCGAUGAGCAAAUCCCAGAACGAACAUGCUCGUGUUUACGUAGUGUCAAUGCCUGGCAGGGCCAAUGCUUUCAGUAGCUAGUGAGGGAACGCAAGAGGGACCACAGUAUCGUUGCCGGGAGAUAACGCGAUUGCGUAAAUGCAGACACUACUCCUCUAGUCUUGAGAAAACCUCCUUACGAUAAAAGUAUACUUACAGCCACUAUUACAUACUUCCGUUGAGAACAAUUUGUAGCAAGAAUUUGGACAUUUAAAAGACUUAUGUAAACUUGUUCUCACUCCAAAAUCUCCAAAUCAACAGUUAAC